Molecule: messenger RNA, 2194 nt
Organism: Ipomoea nil (Japanese morning glory)
Lineage: Eukaryota; Viridiplantae; Streptophyta; Magnoliopsida; Solanales; Convolvulaceae
Product: protein DA1-related 1-like
Exons: 11
Coding region: 437-1999 (520 amino acids)
Molecular function (GO): ubiquitin binding
Source: RefSeq, a predicted model, not a curated record
GUGUGUGUGUGUGUUUUUUCUUCUUCUUCUUCUUCUUCCCCUAUCCUUUAAUAAUCUUUUAAAGAUGCUGCUGGAACUUGCGUCAGCUUAUCAUCUUUAAUAAGUAAAAAAGAUUCAACCUUUUUCUACCUAUAUUGGUGUAGAUUUCUGUUUCUUUCGCUUUUUGGCUCUGUCAAACCCAUAUUUUACUACAGUAAUUUAGUGGGAUUGUUAUAUUUGUGGGGGCAAUUUAACCUUAUUCUUCAAUGGAAUAAUUGGUGGUGUGGUAUGUGGGGAAGUGGAAAAUCUUUCUUGUCAUCUCUGCUACUUCCCAGCCUUGAGUAUGCUUCCAAGAUGAAUUUGGUGGCUUUUGUCUGAUUUGGUUUCUUCAGAUUCCUUGGAGCAUCUCUGCUGAUUCUCCUCCUACUGUAACAGGCCGGGCGGGAUUCGAUUCUUUAUGGGUUGGCUGUCCAAGAUUUUCAAAGGUUUCAGCCAUGGCAGUAAGCACAGGAUAUCACAAGGGCAACACCAUGGGAGAUUCGAGGAUGACGCCUUCUGGGAACGGCCAAGAACAUCCACAGAUGAAAGGUCGGAUUUUGAUAACGAAGAAAUCGAUCUUGCCAUUGCACUCUCGCUUGUUGAUGAAGACCAGAAGGAAGAUGAGAAGGAAGACGACCAAAAGGAUGAUGUGAUUGAAGACCACAAAGAAGAUGAGAAAGAAGAUGAGAAGGGGAAAAGAGUAAUUGAACCCGAAGCAGAUAUAGAGGAAGACGAAAUGUUGGCCAAGGCGAUUCAGGAGAGUUUAUACGUGGACUCCUCCCCGCCAAGGCGCAAUGAUUACGAAACUUUCUUUCCACCAUAUCCAUACUUCUACCCACCUGGCUACAGGAUUUGUGCUGGCUGCAAUAAUGAGAUUGGCCACGGGCGAUUUUUGAGCUGUAUGGGAGCUGUCUGGCAUCCCGAAUGCUUCCGAUGCAAUUCUUGCAACAUUCCCAUUUCUGACUACGAGUUUUCAGUGUCUGAUAAUCGCCCGUACCAUAAAUCUUGCUACAAGGAGCAGCACCACCCAAAAUGUGAUGUCUGCAAGAAUUUUAUUCCUACAAAUGCAGCCGGGCUUAUAGAAUAUAGAGCACAUCCUUUCUGGCUUCAAAAGUACUGCCCAUCACACGAGCAAGAUGGAACCCCCCGCUGCUGCAGCUGCGAGAGAAUGGAGCCAGUAGACACCAGAUAUUUGGUGCUCGAUGACGGGAGGAAACUGUGUCUAGAGUGUCUGGAUUCUUCGAUAAUGGAUACUCAUGAAUGCCAGCCUCUCUAUCUCGAAAUCCAAGAUUUUUAUGAAGGUCUAAAUAUGAAAGUUGAGCAGCAAAUUCCACUGCUCUUAGUUGAGAGGCAAGCCCUCAAUGAAGCCAUGGAAGGAGAAAAGAAUGGGCAUCAUCACAUGCCUGAAACAAGAGGACUUUGCUUGUCUGAAGAACAGACAGUCAGCACUAUUUUGAGGCGGCCAAGAAUUGGGGGGAAUAGAAUCACAGAUAUGUUCACAGAGCCUUACAGGCUAAUUCGUAGGUGCGAAGUGACUGCAAUACUCAUCUUGUAUGGCCUUCCGAGGUUGCUGACCGGCUCAAUCCUGGCUCAUGAGAUGAUGCAUGCAUACCUGCGGCUUAAAGGUUAUCCCAAUCUAAGCCCAGAAAUAGAAGAAGGAAUCUGCCAAGUCUUAGCUCACAUGUGGUUAGAUUCAGAAAUCAUAGCCGGUUCUGGUAGCAGCAGCACUGCAUCUACUUCUUCGUCUUCUUCGUCUGCAACCUCACCAUCAUCAUCGUCAUCAUCGUCCACUACCUCUUCAAAGAAGGGUACCCGGUCGCAGUUCGAGAAGAAACUGGGCGAGUUUUUCAAGCACCAGAUAGAAUCAGACACUUCUGUAGCUUAUGGCGAUGGGUUCAGAGAAGGCAACAAGGCAGUGCUCAAGUACGGCCUCAGGAGUACACUUGACCAUAUUCGGCUAACUGGAAGCUUUCCUUGCUGAUCUGAUGAGGUUUUCCACUUCCAGUCAUACUUUAUAUAUAUACUUUGAUACCAGUUUUAUAGGACAAACCCCCCCAUGCAUAUACAAAUCAUAAAGAUGUAAUGAAUCCAAUAAAUACGUGUAUGUAUUAUAGAGUGCAACAUAUAUAUUGUGAUUAUGAUAUUUAUAUACAUAACAACAUCAAUAAUAUGGAAA